This is a messenger RNA of Eublepharis macularius, 17169 nucleotides long. RefSeq names its product purine rich element binding protein G (gene PURG). Gene Ontology annotation, cellular component: nucleus. The record is from RefSeq and is a predicted model, not a curated record. Gene Ontology annotation, biological process: regulation of transcription by RNA polymerase II. The transcript is spliced from 2 exons. Bases 30 to 1052 code for a protein of 340 amino acids. Gene Ontology annotation, molecular function: DNA-binding transcription factor activity, RNA polymerase II-specific; RNA polymerase II transcription regulatory region sequence-specific DNA binding; purine-rich negative regulatory element binding. Lineage: Eukaryota; Metazoa; Chordata; Lepidosauria; Squamata; Eublepharidae.
CAGCUGACGGGAUGGAUUGAUUGGUAAAGAUGGAGAGAGGCAGAGGAGGAGGAGGAGGAGGAGGAAGGAGUGUGGGGGGCUCUGGCCUACACAGGAGCAUUUACUCCCAGUCCCAGCAGCAGUAUCAUUAUCCUGCCUCCUCUUCUCAGGCGGGCUGCAUGGAGAUCCAGGAGCUGGCCUCCAAAAGAGUGGACAUCCAAAAAAAGAGGUUUUAUCUGGAUGUGAAGCAGAGUUCCCGAGGCCGCUUCCUGAAGAUAGCCGAAGUCUGGAUAGGAAGAGGCAGGCAGGACAAUAUCAGGAAAAGCAAGCUGACUCUCUCCUUGUCUGUGGCUGCUGAGUUGAAGGAUUGUCUGGGAGACUUCAUCGAACACUAUGCCCACUUGGGCCUGAAAGGCAGCCAGAGUCACCGGAAUGAUCACUCUAAUGGCUCUAAAGAGCAAGAUUCGCGAAGGCGGCAACAUCACCACUUGCCGUCCCCUCCAGCAUCUGUUGGAUCUGAAGAGCAUCUUCAUAGUGUCUUAAAAACUGAGUAUAUUGAAAGAGACAAUAGGAAGUAUUACCUAGACCUGAAGGAAAAUCAACGUGGGCGUUUCUUAAGAAUUAGACAGACCUUGAUUAGAGGACCGGGCAUGAUAGGAUAUUUUGGUCACAGUUUGGGACAAGAACAGACUAUUGUUCUUCCAGCACAGGGAAUGAUUGAGUUCAGGGAUGCUUUGGUCCAGCUCAUUGAAGAAUAUGGUGAAGGAGACAUAGAAGAACGGAGAAGUGGAGGUGAUGAGCCUCCUGAACUCCCAGAGGGGACUUCCUUCAGAGUGGACAACAAGAGGUUCUACUUUGAUGUGGGGUCUAACAGGUAUGGUAUUUUUUUGAAGGUAAGUGAAGUGAGACCUCCAUACCGUAACACCAUCACUGUCCCAUACAAAGCAUGGACAAGAUUUGGGGAAAACUUUAUCAAGUAUGAAGAGGAAAUGAGGAGAAUUUACAACGGCCAUAAAGAGAAAAGAAUGGAUGUCAGAGGGGACAGUGGUGAAGAACAAGAGGGCCUUGAUUAGAAUGUAUUUCAACAGGCCAAGCAGCAAAAGAGAAAAUUGGCUAGAGGUACUGAUAUACAGCAUUUGGAAGAAGCUGCCUUUCUUUUGUAAGUUCUUCCCUAUUGUUAGUAAGUAACUCCAAUAGACAUAAUACUUCAAAGGGUCUGGUUAUUAUGCUAAAUUAUACCCAGUAACAUCUCUCUGAUUCUUACAGACAUAGUUAACCACCCAAGUUUAAAUGAUUCUGAUACAUAACCUCUAAAAGACUAUGAAAUUAUGUAUAAUAGUACUAAAUCUGUUGGUAUGACCUCUUAAAGAAUCUGUAUAAGGUUUGCAUUGCACUGUAAGGUGAUACAAGUAAGCCAGAUGGAUUUAAUAUCUUCUAAUAUUAACCAUAGAGCAUUUAUGACCAAAACUGAUAUUUAAAUUAUAAAUACUUGUUUUGGGAAAGGCACCUUAAGUAAGUGUCUGCUGGUUACCUUCUGAUAAAAAUCUUGAGUGGGGGAGGGGAAAUCAAACCUCUGUAUUGUAUUGGCCAGUAAUUAAUGUUAUGGUUAAUUGUGUGAUAACCCAAUAAUAUGUGUCUGUCCUGGUAACAUAAAUCCACCUUUGAUUUAAAAGGUUGUUUCAAAUUAAUGUUGGUCAUGAAUCAUUCAUUUUUAUGGACAGCUUACAUCUUUUGAGGAGAGUUUAUUUAAAUAGUGUUACAAAUUUUUCAAAAGCUAUUUUUAUAUUUGUGGUGCAAAGGGAUUCCAGCAAGUUGCUGUGAUGUGGGAAUUUGGUAGGUGAGUUAUGGUUGGGAUUGACUCUCUGAAUAGGGAGGCUAAAUGCAUGCGUGAUGUGGAAAAGUAGAAGAACUUUUGUUUUUUUCUGUAUACUUUGAAAAAAUGCCUUGAGAGAUUUUGGUGCAUCACUUAAUUGGUAUCAAAUGAUUUCACAUUGGUGCUGUUGAAGCAUUCUCUAACAGCCAUCAGCACUUCCCUGUAUUAACCUUGCCUUUUAAAAUAUUUUAGCAUUCAAAAUUAUUAUUUUAUUAAAGAAAAUUUAAUUCCAUAAAAACAGAUUUUAAUCUGGGGUCCGGGAGUUUUGUCUUUGAACCGCUGAAGCUUGUGCUUUAGACCUUAAUACUGUGCAAUUAUUGCAGUGUUAAACAUUCCGUUUUACGCAUUCAGAAAUGCAACCACACUGAAGUUUUCCAUCAGAGGGACUCUCUGCAUGUAUUAGUUUUCUUACUAUUGAAAUAGUAAUUACUUUUCAUAUUCAGAUGCUUGAUUAUCCAAACUAAGUUGUAACUUUAGCUUUGAUUUUAUCCAACUUAUAUUUUCUAUUUCAGUACCUCCUUAUAUGUAAGCAAUGCUCUUUCCCCCAUAUUGCCCUGAGACGUAUGUGAAGGGGGAGAGCAUAGCCUGACAUUUAAUUUGGUCCCCAAAGUUGUCAAAAUAGUUCCAUUUACAAACAAAAAGGGGGGAAAUGAGCUAGCACCAAAAUCACCAAAGGAACAUUAGAAAGAUGUGUUACUGUUGUGACAAAAGAGAAGCGUUGACUUUAAUUUCACUGUUUUAGGUGAUUUUCCCUAAUCUAAGUGAUUUGUACCUGCGAUUUGUCUAGUGUACUUAAAAAAAAAAAAGCAGCUAAUGAAUAAUGUCUAAUUUAAACGUUAAGAUGCUUUAUUUGGUUGUUUUUUAUUACCUGCUGGGCCAUGAAAGGCUACAAAAAUUCUGGCUCAUGCAUUAAGUGAUGUCCCAAGGGUGUCGGAAGUGAUAAAAGUGUCCUGUGUACUGUUGUUGGUGGCAGAGGUAUAGUGAAUAGUGUAGGCCUAAAUUACCAUAUUGUUGAUUUGCUGCUGCACGUCUCAAUGCCUGUACUAGUGGCAAUAUUGUCAAGGGAUUCCAGCAUAUGGGAUCUGUGAAUGUAGGAACUCCUGAUGCUCACAUUCUCCUAAUCCCUGUAUUGAUAAGGGGGAUUUCUCCCAUCCACUUACAACAAAUUUAAUUUUAAAGUAAUACUUGUAUCGAUCUGCAUUCUUUCAUUGGAACUUUGCACUGCCCUAUUAAGUACAUUUUGCAGAAAUCAUCUUGCGCUCGCCUGAUCAACUUUUAAUGGAGAAAGGAAUACUAAUUAUAUGACUAAAUAGUGAUGAAGAAAAUACAGCUUUUCCAUCCGCAAACUACAGAUACUCGUAUUAGUUAACAUAUUGGCUUGUGUAAAUUUGUGUCACUAUUUUUAGUCGGUUUUUGGAUUAAUAAAGCAAGUAUCCCAUGCUCAGCUGGUGGUUAUUGUCACCUGCCAGUUUCUUUAUUCCCUUUCUGUCAAAUGGGGUCCUGUUUGCAUACGUCUACAAGCGCAGGUUGCCAUGUUAACCAAAUCAACGAAUGCACUUAAGUGAGCAUGUGGGCAUCUGAGAUUGACUACACGUGAGCCUUAAACUUGCCACCUCCUAUAUAGAGUAGACAUACUGGUUUUGGCUUAUCCAUAGGAAGUACUAAUUUUAUUUCACAUCUUCAGUUUCAGGAGUUAUAUAGUCAAAAUAAGCCAAGAGCUUAAAUGGUGAUUUGGGAAAGAGUUUCUCUUUACAUCAAGCAGUGGAUCCCCAUCUUUGGAGAGUGGCAAUAGCAUGUUGCUUGUUUGCAGGAGGGUCUGUGACAAUGUAAAGAAAUAGUCUUUGCAUCCCCAAAAUGCCACGUCCCUUAAACUUGAGAAAAACACAAGCUUAUUUGCACUAAAAAAAAAAAAAAAAAGCAUGGCCAAAAACAAUUCCAGGAGGACAGGGUGGCUGAAAUCCCAUCUGCACCUCUUGAGCGAUCUGUUCUCAUGAGAGAAUUUUACACGAAAGCCCUGACCUCUCUUCUAAAACUGUAUGGUCCAGACAGAAAGUCUGUCAGUUUUGUGAUUUCAUAAUAAUGCACUUUAUAUUUUAUAAACAAUAGAAGCACAUUUCUGCUACUGGUCUGGUACAGUGUGUUUCAGUAUAACGUAUAGGCUACGUCAGUAUAAAAACGGCCUUCUGCAUGCAUGUCUGUCAGUGAUCUAAUAUUACAUUGGCAUGAUGGAGAAGAAUAGGCACUAUGUUGAAAUUAAUUUCAAAAUGCCUGUAUGUUUCAGAAAUGUUGGGUAUUCUCUGACUCCAGCUGAAUUUGAGGAUAAUCGACAUUUUUGAAAGUCAAACUGCAAAUGUGUUUCAUUUUACAAGUAUUUUAUUCCUACAGUUGACCUGGGUUAAGUAAAACGGUCUCAUUUGUGGUUUGGUUGCAUAAUCCCCCUCCUCCCCUAAAACGUUAUUUUAGGGGGCCUGGGUUUCAUGCAGCUUUUACAGGUUUGUAGGAGGCCACUUGUGCUGAUUCUCUCAACUUAAUGUUAACUUGUGGGAGGGAUUUUUGCUAAAGUACAUAUCUAGAAAGAUAUUCAAAUAGCAUAAUGAUAUAAGAGAGUUCAAUAAUACAUUUAGAGUAACUAGGACGUACCGUAUAUAGCACAUUGCACCAAUUUUGGUUAAACCAACAACUUGGUGAAAUGCAAGGAAGUUUUAGGUGAAAAUUUUACAGAAAUGCUGUCCUUGUUCUUAUGCCCAGAACAAUGGGAAGCAAAUAUAUCUCAUAUGUUAAAACCUGAAAGGCUUAAGAAGUAGAGCUGUGUAGGAUACUAUUUCACAUUAGUAACAGCAUACAUGUGUAUUUAAGGGGGGAAAGCCCUAUGCUUUAAUAAUACUACUCUGAGGUCCGGUUCACAGUGCCCUUUCUCUUACAUGCAAGCAGUCCUGCGCCAUCCUCAUUGAAGCACUUGCUCAUACUCACCAAGUAAAAAGUAACAUAUGCACCAGUACACACCAGUACCGUGAACAGUUACUUUGGUUUCCCAAUGACCACUAUGAGGAGAGCUGCUGUCGGCUGUGUUCACGCACCUUUUUUACACAGUAGGCAGUUGAGGACCAUCUGCAUGUAGGGGGAAAAGUACAGUGUGAACCGAUCCUAAGAUGUUAAUAUAUCUGAUUAUAUAUAGAAAUUAAUGUUUGCAGCAACUGUAUCUGUAAUGUAUUCAUAUUAUUGUAUAUUAAUCAGUUCUCGGUGAAAUAUUUUUAUCUUGAUUCUCUGCCCAGUUUUAAAACCAGCUUUCGCUAAGCAGAGAUAUCAGGUAAACGUUUAGUUCACCAAGCUGUUUAAUCUAUUAGUUAUUCCUCAUUUUCAAAAUAAUACAUUUAAAAAUGUUUUUAGUAGAUUUUGGUACAGAAUUCAGAGAGGCAGGCCUCUCACUAGAGUUGGGAAAAAAAUAGCAGGGAAAAGUAAAAUGGCUCCUUAAUGUGAAGAAAGGACUGUAAGACGUGGUAUGAAGAUCUAGCAUUGGAUAUAUAUAGUGUUUCAUGUAAUAUUUUAACUGCAAGUUGCAAAUGCUACUGAUAUUUAUAUGAAACAAAUUUAACCUCAAAAACAGACAUCAACUAAUUUAAAACUGGUGGUUUUAUAAAAUUAUUCAAAACAUCAAUAUGGUAUUUCUUUGGGGUUGUAAGAGGGUUUUGGUGUUAUAUGCAUGUUAAUGAAAUUAUGUGCGUUUUUCCCCUUAACGGUUUAUUAAAAUGGCUUAAUUACUCUAUAAAGAUGAGAGCCAGCAUGGUUCAGUGGCCUGAUGUCCAUUUACUGACAAGCCUGUUAGUGGAAACUGUAGUAAUUUUGUGCAGUAGCAACAUGUUUGUUUUAUUGUUUAGUCCCACUGUAGAUUAUCUACAGUUUGAGGAAAUGAAUUGAACUGUUUAUAGUUCCACUGUGCUGAUACAGAUACAUAUGUACACUAUAAGUGUGCAUUUUAAUAAUUUUACGUGUUGUUUUCUGUUGUAUUGUUUGAAAUGAAACUCAGUUUUUCCAUGUCAUGGCUUUCAAAAUCACUUUUGUUUCCUAAAUACAUUCUGUAAUUGUAAACUAGAAUAAGGUACUGUGCCUGCAGUCCUAAAAACACUUUCCUGAGAGUAAGCCUCACUGAAUAAAACAAAACUUGCUUCUAAGUAGACUUGCUUAGGAUUGCUCCCUGCGUUUGGUUAAUUGGUUAAAUUAGAUUUAAACGGCAUAAUUCUCAGUAAGGUCCCGUCUUUGGAGUUAAUCCAUUGCAGUAACGUACUCUAGUCCUAGGCAAUUCUGCCAUCAUAUCUGCUUCCUAAUGAAAAAAAAGCAUCCUUGUGAUGGCAAUAUAACACAAAUAUUUGUGAUACUAGCCUAGCAGAAUAGUUUGUAAGGCCUCACUGGAAACAUUUCUUUGCUGGUGACAGGAAACCCAAAUCUCAUAUGAAUUGUAAACCAUAAUAGAGUUAAAAUCAGCCUUCCUAUAUCAAUAUCAGUUGACUCAGAAACAUGGUAGAAGUGCAUUUAAAAUUGCCUUUCUGAUGUUCACUCAUCAGAAACCUGAUGAUUGUGCAUUUAGAAUUGCCUUUCAGUUUUAAAUGCACACCAAGAAUGGAAGAAAGGCUGAAUUCAUCCUGUUUUAGAAUCAACCAUUACCUAGUUUAAAUUAAUUAAUCAGUAGAUCAAUAACAAUUUUGGGAUUCACACUGUUAGAUUGUAUGACAUCUACAUUAACUGUGUCAGAUAUGUCUGACAUAUUAGCACAAUAUUCUUGACUAAAUUUCCGUAAGUAAAUCCUAUCUAUCUAUCUAUCUAUCUAUCUAUCUAUCUAUCUAUCUAUCUAUCUAUCUAUCUAUCUAUCUACCUACCUACCUACCUACCUACCUACCUACCUACCUACCUACCUACCUACCUAUAAGUUGCAUUCCUGCCACAAUUUCUGAAAUAAUUCUAUUACUGUCAUUAAGACUUCUCAUCUGAACAGAAUAGUUUUUUGCAGAUCAAAACAAUUAAUUUUAAAAGCAAUCCUAUGUGCAAGUUUUAACACUAACAAAACCAUUCUAAAUCUUGACAAUUUCCCCCCUUUUUGAGAUAGAUGCAUGUAGUAUGUUUCAAAUACUAUAUUGUGUUCUUACUUAUUUUUUAAAACGUGGAUACAUCUCUCUUGAUAGCAUUUGUACAUUUUAAAUGUAACAUAAAACAUAGCCCUAAAAUGAUGGAUAGCUAUCAGAAUCUCAUGGCAGCUCCCACAUUCCCAUCUCCCCAUCACGUAUAGCAGAUUGACUGCAUGCUGUCGGCUUGUGCGUCUUGUUUUCCUUCCUCCCCUCUCAUGCAUGAACUCUCCUCUGCCUUCUGUAAUUUACUUUCAUUAUAUGUUCUUCCAUCUGCAUUGCCAUUAAUCAUGGUGUACAUCAACACAAACCAUGGUUAAUGCUAACCACAUUUCUUUGUAACUAUGGUUUGUAAACCCACUCCAAACCUAGAUUUCAAGGGAUGCCACACCAUAGUCAAAGCAAAGCAUGUAAGGGAGAGAGGAUUUGUUUGCGGGGGUGGGGCAGGGAACACAUGAACCCAUAGUACAUCUGUACCAUAUUACUGUGUUUUGAAGAAGAUGCUAGAGAUGUAGAUCUUUUCCUCUAUUUCACAAACAAUGUAUUUUGGAUGAGGGGAGAUUUUUUUUUUGUUCAUUUUGCCAUUCCUAGCAUUCUUCUCUUAUAUCAUAUGUAAUAGUUUGGGCUUGGAUUUCUUUCAUGUAAGGUGAAAAUUGACAUGUUAGCAGCAUUUACUGCCAGCUCUGGUGUGUAAAACCAGUUCAGCUGGAUUCUUUGAAAUUAGAUGAUUUUAAAAAAUCAGAGCAGAAAAUGGAGGUUCUGUGAAGCUGCUAAAACAUUUAUACAGCAAAACCACACUAACAUUUGCAAAAUACAGGAAACUUGACUAGGAAGCAAACAUGUUCUCUUCAUUAAUGCCAAAAAAUGUAUAGCCUUUCACCGAUUCCCCCCCCCCACACACACACACCUUCUGUGCUGCUUCAGAAAGUAAAAAAAAUAAUUUGGUUUUUAAGGGAACGUGGGCGUCUGCUUCUGCUGUUGACCCCUACGCACUUUGUCCAGCACUUAGGGCCCUAGACUGAGAUAAAUAUAUCUGAUGUGUGGAAUGUAUAUUAUAAUUCACUGAGGGUUUUUGUGGCAGCAAUGAAGCCUCUGGCACUGAUUUGCUGAGCAGUGCUAAUACUGCAGAGGCUGAGUUAGCAAUGAUAUCACAGUCUGAGCAUCAGAGGGGGACUCUUUGGGAAGAAGGAGCUUAGAGUAGGGAUUGCUGAAGAACAAGGAAAAGGAAGAGGAAGGCUAAGACCAGGUGGGGGUUGGGGGGAGGCCAGCAUUUAGACAAGGGCCAUUUAAAGAAAGAUGAGCAGAAGAAGCAGCAGUGGGUAAAGUGAGAAGGAACCAAAGGAAAAAAGACUGGAGAAGAGAGUUCUUCAAAGGAAUGAGAGGAAAAGGAGGGACAGAGGGAGGAGAUGUGGGCAAAUAACAGGCCUCGGAAAGGAGGAAUAAAAGAGAAAAUGUCCAGAAGAAUCUGGAGGGUGGCCUUGUUGGCUAUAAUUGUAGCUUCAGUCCUUUAGGGUAGACUGGGAUGAUCUGUCUGAGAUUAUUAUUGUGAAAAGAUAUGUCAGUUUUGCUUGUUCACUUUUAUUCCUGCCCCACCCCAAUAGUGUGUAUUUUCCCAGCCUCUCAUUGAAUUUUUCUAAUAAAAAAAUUAAAAUUUGGCUUUUUUGCUUAACAAGUUUCCUUUAGGUCUUUUGUUAUUUGAAUCACAUAGUGAUAUAAUUUUGAUUUGAUUUGAUGAAGAGCUUUUGGGUUAUUUAGUAAAGAACAUUGUGUUGGAGAGUGGGGCAAUCACCCCUAAUAGAAACCCCACUUCAGAGCUAAAGGAUUUUAGAAGGUUUUCAUACUACAUUAAGAAACCUACACAAGGAAAACAAUUUGUGGCUGAAUUCAACCAUAUCACUGAAAUGAUUAUGCAAGCUUGGUAGAAAGGCUAUGAAUCAGGAAAAAAAAUUUGCUACAGAAGCUGUCUUUUCUUAUUUCUAAAUAUUUAUUUUCUCCUUAUUGAGAUUUUUGUUAAACUUUAACAUCCUAUUUCUAGAUUUAUAUAUAUGCAGUUCUCUUGUUAGAGAGUAGACCUAAAGAUUUCUUAAUAUCGGGUAGCUUCCUUGAAGAUUCUUGGAUAAAAUUACCUAUUUAUAUCGUAAAAUAUAAAUUAAGAGCAGAAAGAUUUAUUUGAAUGCUUUUCAGUGUCCCAAUAUCCUUUUGGGGUGGUGGACACCAGAAGCAGUGGUUUAUCUAGGAUCAGAUAAAUUCAUACUCUUUACUAGAACUCACAGGCACCCAGUGGAAUUGAUGGGCAUCGGAUUUGGGGCAGGCCAAAGGAAGUACUUCUUCACUCAAUGAGUAAGUUGUCACGUUCACUGCCACAGGAUGUAUUUAUUUUAUUUAUUGAUUUGAUUAAUACCCCGCCCUCCCCACAGAUAGGCUCAGGGCAGCUAGUGGUGGCCACUAGUUUAGUUGGCUUUAAAAAGGAGUUAGACAAAUUUGUGAAAGAGGAAUUAGCCAUGAUCACUAAAUGAAAUCUCCAAAUUCAGAGACAGAACCCUCUGAAUACAAAGGGAGGGAGCAACGUCAGGGAGCGGCUUUUGCCUUUGCCCCGGCUGUAGGCCUUCCAAGGCGUCUGGUUGACCACUGUAUGAAUGAGGAUUCUGGACUAGAUAGGUCCUUGGUCUGUUCCAGCAUGACUUUUCUCAUACUGUUAUGAUCACAAAUGAUCAUAACAGAUUGCAGCCAUGACUACUUUGCAGCCAUGCAGAUUGCAGCCAUGCAGUCUUGUAGAUUGCAGCCAUGACUACUUUUUAUAGAUAGAUGAUAGUUGAACUCUAAACUAUAAGAUGCUUCUUGGCUCCAGUGUCCCACUUGACUUUAGUCUGCCCUUUCUGCUUUGUCACAACUGCUCUGCCCUGGAAAAACUAAUAAUCUCAAACUCAGGCAUGAGCUAAUAAUAAUUGCUGGGCAGAUCCGUGUUUUCCAUUAGAUGGAAGGACCAUUUCUUUUAUUGAUGGGUAGUAACAUACAUUUAAAACUCUAAGCCACCUGCAAAGUUUGGAUAAUUGGAAGGCAUAAAACAGGAGAAAAGGUUCGCCCAGAUAAGUGGGCGGCAUCCAUGAUAACUUGCUAGCUCCUUAUUUCCAUUAUUAAGCAUAAUGUAAGUAAAUAAAUGGUUGUAUCGUAUAACAAAUGACUUUUCCCACACCACUUUAACAAAAAAUCAGUAAGAGGGCCAAAAGUCCAGCUUUUACAGGAUGUCAUGAGAGAUUGUUAUCAUAUUGGAUAUCGGAUUUUGCAUCCUUUCUCUUGCAUCAAUGCAUUCUCUUGCCUUGAGAUAGUUUGGCCAAUGCAAAUGGAACAAGGUCAUUAAUGACCAACGACGGUGCAUAUCAUAUUAGAAGGUGUGAAAGUGAAUGAUUCUUUGAUGCUGUGGAUGAUAUAGUUUGGACACACAAUAUUGUCAACUGACUAACACUGCAAUUCUAAAAAAAAUCAUAUCCUUCUCAGUCCACUGUAGUCAGUGGGUUUAGAAAGGUAUAACUGCAAUCAAACAUACCGACCUUCAGCCUUCCAGCACUCUUUGUGACCUAUAAAACAUGCAUGAAACUGGAAAGCUUUCCUAAAUAAAUCAUUUUGGAUAAGAAUGCGAAUGAAGCCCUGCUCCUUAACAGAGACCAGUUAUCACCACAUUUUCUUCUGACGUGACCAAUCCGCAGCCGAGGCUUGAGAGGCAAGACAUUUUUACCUGAACUAGAAUAUUCCCUGCAUUAUGGCUUUCCUGAGGGCCCACAGCUGUUCUGGGAAAGGCUGCAGUGUAAGUCCUAUACCAGCGUCCCAAGAUCAAAAUCUUGCUUCAUGUGCACAUGGCAAGCUUGAAGAACAGAUGCUAGCAGACAAGUAUAUGAGCCACUCUGGUUAGAUGACUGGCUAUUGACCAUCCCUGCUACCUGAUGACUGCACCAAAGGUGUAUCAUGGAACUCCUCUUGCCGUUAGCAAACUUCAACUGCAGUCGGGAAGAAUUCCAGGAAAUCCCAAGUAUCUGCUGCCACCCCCCCCCCCUUCCCUAGGGCCAACCAGAGCCAGAGUCUUCUUAAAAGGCCCUUGAAACUCAGGCUUCUGGAUGCAGCCAAGUGGACUUGGGGGACCGAGAGCCUUGACUGAGCAAUCCCUACGGGAGGAACCAAGCCAUGCAAAUUGACAUCGCUUCCAAAGGCAUCUUCUCCCUCAGUUAUAAUUCCAGAAUACCCCAAGGAAAGAAUUGCACCCUGCAGUGGUUGGUAGAAGCUGUUACUGGUUCUGAGCCCAAACCAUUAUGCUGCAAACUCUCAGCAAAUCCACAAAUGAACUUCUCAUGCUGUGUCAGUGUCACCAUGGCACCUGCUGCCCUACAGGUCUAUUUUGAAAUAUUUAAUAAUGCGCCAGACUGCCUGGGUAUGAAGAUGCCAUCAUAUCUGGACAGAAGGUGAACCCCAACAUCUUGUUCUGCAGUUCUCAGCAGGGUCCUCCAUCCCCUCUUUACUGUUCUUACUACUUGGUUUUUGGUCUUUUUUCCCUGCCAGCACCGAGCAGGAAAAAAACAGUCCACAUAUUUAAUCUUUAGGGUGCCCUUCUGCACCUUCUGUGAAAGCUUUACCUUUCAAUAGGUCAUCCGUGCCAGCAUAUGAGGGUCACCUUUUCUAUAUCUUUGGAUCCUGGGUAUGUGCCAAACCCCUUACUCCUGAGAAACCCAAACAGCCAAACCCGGCAAGCAGAUCCCAAUUGUGCAAUACUCCGUUAUUUCAGAAGGUCCCUUUGACGCGAGGCCACGUCUCAGUGGUUCAGUAUCUGGCUUGCCUGCGGGUGACCCUGGGUUCAGUCCCUGGUAUCUCUAGUUAGUAGGUCACCUGAAAGACUCUGCCAGUCAGAGUAUGUAGCAUUGUCCUUGGCAGACCAAUCGUCUGACUCGGCAUAUAGAAGCUUCUCUUAGUCAAGAAGAGCCGAUGUUCCCUCGCGGUGCCUCCACUCUGCGCUUGAAGCACUCUCCUUUCCAGCCCUUCGCUCAGCUGGUUUCUUAAUGUGUGUGGUGUCUUGGCCAGCCUAAUGGCUCGCUGAUGAGCUUCCCCUGUAAGGCCUGCCUCUGGGUACGUUUUGUGGUUGGCUGCUCCCACUCUUUGCUGCUGGAGUCUGAGGAAGAGGCUGAGCGAUACCUUCUACCCUGGCUCAUGGAGCUUUAUCCAGUGGUGAAUCUGUUCCCCUUUUUUCUCAGCUAUGGACCUCAGUGUCCAUAGCUCAGCAGUGAUCACAAUCAGGCCCACUAACAGGGCUACACUUAUACUGUCUUCGUUGGGCAUAGGCCUGUGAUGUGGGUCCUUACCACGCCCUGUCUCCCUUGGUUUGUGUGCAGUAGGUCUGCAGCACGCAUCCUUGCCGGAACCUGGCAGCUUUAGUAGGCUUGGGGCAAGUUCUUCCUUUUUAUCUUUCAUACAGGGUAUGAUCAUUAUUGUAAAACAAUGUGCUCAAAAGAUUGUAGAGUACACACUAACGUACAGUAUGCAUACUACUGUACUGUAUUGUACUCCCUACAGGAGCUGGAGGGUGUUUUUUCCCCCACUGCGGUGUGGUCUGCUCUUUCCUUGUCACUAGGGCCAGUAUAAACACAUGGCAGGGCCAGGCGGUUGCCGGGGCCUGUGGCUUCUGGCGGGGCCCACUGACUCCAUACUCCUGCAUCUCCUUUGGCACCUGCACUCACACUCCCCCCCGCCCCCCCGCCUGCUUGCAAAUGCUCUGUUACCUCUGCUCCCAGCUGCAUACGGCACUGCUGGAGAAAGGCAUGUGAGUGAGGCACAGAGCAUCGGCAUUUCUGGUGGCCAUGGCAGGAGCACUCCUAGCCGCACCCACCACCCAGCACCGUUGGGGAAGGCACAUGCAGACAGUGUGGGUGGCGGUGACUGCAGGGGGUGGGAGAGCUUGCGAGUAGGCAAAGGAUGGACACACACACAGGUGGGGGCACAUGGGUGGCAGGGCAAGAAGGGGAGCCUAGUAGUGGGCAUAAGGGUCCCCUGACACUUUCUGCCCAGGCCCCCCCCCCCACAAAAACCUGGCACUUGCCCUGCUCACUACCACCAUCUUUUCUUCUGUAAACAUUAGCAGUGAUUAUUCCAGUAGGUUGUCAGCUUUUUUAAAAAAAAAAACCUUCACGAACCUGGUAUGUUUUAUUUUUUUAAAAGCUAGUCUGUAGUGUUUGUUUUCUAUUUGUGACACUGCUCCUAGUGGUGGUGAGGAGCACCUUUGUGAUUGUCAUAAGGGUAAGCAAAUCUGUAUUAUGCACAGAUAUCUGGGGAGGGAGAAGGCUUUAUGACUGACCAGCCAAUCAGCACCUUACACAGCUGACCUCUUCUGGAAUUAGGAAGAAAUGGUUGUUCCUGGGCUCAGUUCUGUGAACGAGGUUGUUACGCAUGUGACCAAAAAAAUGUGCAGAUCCGCAGCAAGCUUGCUGAUAGACACUUGUCUGCAUCCUCUGAAAGCCGAGAAGGGAGCUUGCAGGGCCAUCUCUAACAUACUGCUCAGAAUUAGUUGUCCUGAAAUUAAUUGCUCGGAACAGUGGGUGACCAAAUGCUGAGAACCUUGCAGUUAGUUGGCCCGUAUGACUUGCGCAAACGUGGGAAAAGUAAAUUAUCAAAACAGAUUGUUUAAAAAACAAAUGCACAGUAAUCAGUUGUGUGGUGCCAUUACCGGUAACAAGCUGCUAAAUACCCAUCUGAAAGGCUUGGGUUGUGUUGGGUGAUUUGCUCCUUGCCAAACCCUCUUAGAGCUAGAGAAAAGGUGGUAAUUAGACCAACCACAUGUUCAUCUUCCCUUUUAUUAAUUAUCAGUUAGUUAUUAAUAUUAAUUAAAUUUAUUAAAUUUAACAUUAAUUCAGUAUGGUACCAUCUUCCUAACUUCCCUUCCAAAAUAGUGUCCAGAUACAACUAUGCAAGAUAGCUAUGAUGCGUAGAAACCCAGCUAAGACUAGAAGUGUUGAUAAAUGGACAGGAGAUCCUCUCAAACUUGAAGGUAUGAUUCACAGCAGAUCUUAUACUUACUGAUUCGAUCAGUGAGGCUGCCACUAUCAACCACUCCUUUUCUUUAGCCUCCGUUUCACCUGGAAGCCACCAUCCAUCUGCUGGGCGCUCAUUCUGGAAGCAGGUAAAACUAAUACUAUGCCUUUGCCAAGACUGGACUCCUCUUUAAGCCCAAGGGACAGAUGACAGUGGAAACAAACCUUGCGAAACCAAGUAAAUGAAAAACUAGUGUGGGAAAUACUAAUUUUUUCAGUUGUUCCCUGUCCCCACCCCCUUUGCUCAGUGCAAAAUCAGCCAUAAAUACUCUGCUGCCAGAAGGCAAGAAAUGGUGCUUUUAGUGACCUGGUGUCUGUAUAAAACAGAAAAAAUUGGAAAUGCCUUCCCCUUGCACAUGUAUCUGUUGAAUGGGUAACAAGAGGCUAGGAUGAUACUGCUGAAUAUACUCCAAGACAUUCAGGCCUGAACCAGAAGGGGACUGUUUUGCAGCAUUAAAAUGUAAGACAAGCAGAGGCUAACCUCUGCAUCGGCUUUGGAGAAACUGGUGAUCUAAUGGCUACCCGAGCUGCUAAUGGUGCUGUGCAGAUAUUUAUGCUACAAAGAAGAACUCAGAGAGCUCAAGAAAAGCCAGAUAAUACUGCAGCUGAGAGAGAAUGUACCUAGCAUGCCCUGGAGCCAGAAGCAGAGAUCCAUCUGCCAGAAAUUAUAACAGUCUCCUUGUCUGCUUAUUAGGCCACCAAAUCUUACCAACAGUUAGGAUGCCUGAACAACAGAUCUAAGGAGGCCGAUGUCCCCAUUGUAACAGGAUCAGUAACCAGUUGAUCGAUCAGUUUCAGAACCCGUUGGAAUAGACAACGGUCCUUUGAUCCUUUUCACGCAACUGACUGUAUCGGUUGAGGAAGAGUUCCCAGCCUCUGGGAAGAGGGAAAUUGUGGUGUGGAGAAUUUUCCUGAUACAGCCGCUGGCAGGACUUUGUUAAAGCAAACCUUCCGGAUUCCCAGUUGGUUGUCAGCCUCCUGCUACAUAGGUAUUAAGGAAGGCUUAAUGCAAGGAACACAUUUAUUUAACAGAAUUGUUUAGCUUGUUUCUGUAUUUAAAAAAUCCAAAGCUGAAUGAUAUUACAGGUUGUCAACCAGUUCAGGAACUUUCAGUGCUAUCCUAAGCUACAAGCCCCAGGCUCAGACUUACCUGGGGCCUUGAUUGGGAGAUGGGGGGGGCAUGGCAGAGGGUGGCUGCCUUCAUCCCAGGGCCCAGGAGUCUCUGCGGGGCUGCAUGAGCAGCCCCAGAUUCAAAAUGCUCAGCCAGCCAAUCAUCCUUGUGCCAGCUGGGUUUGGGGGGCGGGACCUGGCUGGCAGAGGUCUUCCCUCUGGUCUGCCUGCUGGGCAUUUAUGAGUGUGUGGCUGGGCCACCCGCAUUUUGCCCUUGCUCCGACUUCAAAGACCAUUGAAGUAAAUGGGCUUAGAAGGGUUGCUGUCAGAGUCUUACAAUGCAAUCAACUUGUUUGAGUUUAAUCUCUUGAGUUGAUAUUUAAAAUGUUCUAUAGGUAGGAUCUGGCAUACUACAUAUUUAAGUCUCUGACCUUACUAAUUUCCUCAUUCGUGUGUGUGUGUGUUUGUGUUUGUAGGUAGGAGGAGUUAUUUACAUAAUGUCAAAAAACCAGUAAAAUAAGCUUCCCAUACAGUGGCAGGAGAUUAUCCCCCCACCCCCACCCCACCCACCCCCCACACACACACACUGAUGCCCAUCUCACUAGAUUCAUAGGGGUGGGGGGGGUCAAUCUUUCCGUCUUCCUCAGAAGCUCCUCUCAGAUCUACUCGGUGUGCCCUCCAAACAACAGGGUAGCUGAUCAGCUUGGCUCCCGUUUUCCAUCCGGCCUAUUGAUUCUCGGAGCAGCCCUUCUUUCUCCUCCCUUUUCUUCACUGAGCCAUAGUUUAAAUACAGUUCAUUGCUAAUACUUGGCUCCCUGAGGCCUCUGUUGUAAUUCCCUGGGGGUUUUUUUUAACCAUGCAUUGGCAUUCAGCAUCUCAUAUAUUUUACAGAGAGAAGAAUAACAAAAAAAUGCCUGUUAAUAAGAGAGUAUGUUUUGUUUCACUUUUUCAGAUGAAGUGAAGAUCUAACACAAAGUUCAGUUGUAGUGCAUUUGUAACCUAAUUCAUUAACUGGCAUUUUCUAGUUCUUGUUGUUGCAAAGUACAUUUAAUGAAUCAGCAAAGAGUCUAUGAGUCUGCUUUUUGAAGUGUUAUCCGGAAGCUGGCUCCUCUGAAAGCUGCAUAUUUAGAUGGUUGACGAAGCUGACCUAGAGAGUCUGUUGUCUGGCAGGCUGUUCAGGGACUUUUGACUUCACAGAAGCAAAGAUUUCAGAACAAAAGUUCUGAAAGGUUUGUAACAAGCUCUGAUCCUUUGCUUUUCAAAUAGUUUAUGGACUUGUGUUAUAGCAUAAAGCUAUAUACGGUCUACGUUUUUUGUACAUAAUCAUAAUCCGAACUAUAGCACUGCAAAUUUCUUUAAACAUAGCAAUUGCAAUGCAGAGCACUUUUGCCAUGGCAUGUGCAAGACCUGUGCUCUGAGCUCUUACUUUUCUUCUCUUAAGUACCGUAUCUAUCAACAAGGCUGGGUAUACUUACCUAAACUGUUCUCAACGCUAGCACUUUAAGUACUUGUAGCCACUUUUCUGAUUAUAUGGAGCACUGCACUUUUAUAAAUACUACUAGCACUGAAUUUUUAAAUGUGUUCUCCCCCUGCUCUGCCCCAUUCUUUGUGUAGUCUUUACAGGGUGUAUGUUUGAAAUAGGUGGUGGCUGUCUGAAGGUAGCUUUUCAUGCAUGUGGCCACUGCCUGGUGCCUAACUUUUACUUAACUUAUAUCUUUUAGGGAUUUUGUAAAUUGCUGAAAGUAGAGAGAAAUUCAAACUAUAUUUUAUAACUUUAAAAAAAUCCUAAAUAGCGGACAUCUAAACAAAUCUGAUCUAAAAUACAAAAAGCAAGCAACCCUUGUACCCAUCACACAUCCACAGGCUUUCGAAAACACCAAAGAUCAGGAAAAACUUUGAAAAUGGACAAAAACAGCACAAAAGUGUAUUUGCAUUAUACCGACGGCAGAGUAGAAAAUAAUAUGGUUUCAAAUAUAUAUUUCUGUACACACAACUUUUCAUAAUGGGGGGUUUUACCAGGGGGAUUUUA